Messenger RNA from Vespula pensylvanica (western yellowjacket), 545 nucleotides. Its product is annotated as 10 kDa heat shock protein, mitochondrial. NCBI's taxonomy places the organism in Eukaryota, Metazoa, Arthropoda, Insecta, Hymenoptera, Vespidae. Gene Ontology annotation, molecular function: protein-folding chaperone binding; protein folding chaperone; ATP binding. Gene Ontology annotation, cellular component: mitochondrial matrix. The transcript is spliced from 3 exons. The record is from RefSeq and is a predicted model, not a curated record. The coding region runs from base 156 to 479 and encodes 107 amino acids.
GGCGCUCGGCUAGGGUGCUGACGAAAUAUACGAACUUUCGAGAAAAACGGGAGAGGGUAAACUCUGGUCUUUUGCACGAGGAGGUUACACAACGUGCGCAAGUGUGCUUGCCGGUAGGAGAUAUCAGACUAAAAGCGAAAAAGAAUCAAAUUAACAUGGCUACUAGUGUUGCUGCUAAUGCAGUUAAAAGGCUUGUUCCUUUGUUCGAUAGAGUUUUGAUAAAAAGAGCAGAAGUUAUAACCAAAACAAAAGGAGGCAUUGUUCUUCCUGAAAAAGCACAAGCUAAAGUAUUACAAGGGACUGUUGUAGCUAUAGGACCUGGCUCUCGAAACAAUAAAGGCGAACAUGUACCCUUGAGUAUUAAGGUUGGUGAUACUGUGCUGCUACCUGAAUAUGGUGGUACAAAAGUUGAACUUGAAGACAACAAGGAAUAUCAUCUAUUUCGUGAAUCUGAUAUUUUAGCAAAACUAGAAGUUUGAAUGUCUACUAAGUAUAGAAUAACAACACAUUUUUGUAAGUUCUCAAUAAACAUCAUUUGAAAAAUC